AUGGGUGGCGUUACCGUUCGAGAUGUCGAUGCACAAAAAUUCAUCGAGGCAUAUGCAGCAUUUUUGAAGCGACAAGGGAAAAUCCGUGUACCAGGUUGGGUUGACACAGUCAAAACCUCGCACUCAAACGAACUCCCUCCCCAAUCUGCCGACUGGUUCUACGUGAGAGCUGCCUCAGUCGCCCGACAUGUCUACCUGCGGAAGUCCGUCGGCGUCGGCCGUCUCCGAAAAGUCCACGGCAGCACAAAGAAUCGCGGUUCUCGACCCUCGCACCACGUCAACGCGUCUGGCGCAGUUGAUCGCAAAGUCAUGCAAGCUCUCGAGGAGUUAGGCAUUUUGGAGAAGAUUGAUGAGGAUGAAGAAGGCGGUAGCGGAAAGGGUGGACGAAGAAUAACCCAAGCCGGUGCACGAGAUCUGGACCGUAUUGCGCAGACCGCUGUGGAGGGUGACGAGGAGGAAGAGGACUAA
Molecule: messenger RNA, 468 nt
Organism: Cladophialophora immunda
Lineage: Eukaryota; Fungi; Ascomycota; Eurotiomycetes; Chaetothyriales; Herpotrichiellaceae
Product: 40S ribosomal protein S19
Exons: 3
Coding region: 1-468 (155 amino acids)
Biological process (GO): translation; ribosomal small subunit assembly
Cellular component (GO): ribosome; cytosolic small ribosomal subunit
Molecular function (GO): RNA binding; structural constituent of ribosome
Source: RefSeq, a predicted model, not a curated record